AUGUACAGCUUCAUGGGUGGAGGGCUGUUCUGUGCCGGCAUGGGGAACAUACUCCUCAUGAUCUCCACGGCAACCGACUACUGGAUGCAGUACCGUCACUCCAACAACUAUAUGCACCAGGGCCUCUGGCGAUACUGUGUGCCUGGGAAAUGCAUGACACACACAGAUAGCAUCGCUUACUGGGACGCUACCAGAGCCUUCAUGAUCCUCUCCGUGCUGGCGUGUUUCAUUGGGCUCGUCAUCGGCGUCAUGGCCUUCAUCCACUACUCCUCGUUCGAUGGAUUUGACAAGACCUUCGCAGCUGGUAUCUUCUUCUUCAUCUCAUGCUUCUUUGUACUGCUGGCGAUGGCUGUAUACACAGGGGUCACGGUGAACUACUUUGGGAAACGCUAUGGAAACUGGCGAUUUUCCUGGUCCUACAUUAUGGGCUGGGUGGCCGUGGUACUCACUUUCUUCUCAGGUAUCUUCUACAUGUGUGCCUACCGAAUGCAUGAAUGCCCAAGAAACACCAACUCGCGCUGAGCUGUGCCA
Gadus chalcogrammus (walleye pollock) is the source of this 531-nucleotide messenger RNA. It is a transcript of the gene lim2.3, whose product is annotated as lens intrinsic membrane protein 2.3. Gene Ontology annotation, cellular component: plasma membrane. The coding region runs from base 1 to 522 and encodes 173 amino acids. Gene Ontology annotation, molecular function: structural constituent of eye lens. Lineage: Eukaryota; Metazoa; Chordata; Actinopteri; Gadiformes; Gadidae. The transcript is spliced from 4 exons. The record is from RefSeq and is a predicted model, not a curated record.